Molecule: messenger RNA, 2370 nt
Organism: Closterium sp. Yama58-4
Lineage: Eukaryota; Viridiplantae; Streptophyta; Zygnematophyceae; Desmidiales; Closteriaceae
Source: the annotation of a GenBank genome assembly
AUGGCUCAACCCCUAAGACUCCCCGUCCCAGUGAAGAGGCAGUUCUCUCCGCCCUAUCAAGAGCAGCUCAACAUUCGUUCUUACAAAACUUCGGCUGCUCCAGCCCUUAACGCUUGGCGGCACCUGACAGGAGUCUAUCAGCCCAAGGACUCUGUCUCUUCGAGACGACUACUCCAGGAACUCCUGGAAACCAAGAUGAUAGCGGGGGAGAAGGUCAACAAUUAUCUCAAUCGCUGUCGGAGCCUUCACGACCAAAUCGUGAAGCUGGGAAGCACGAUUUCAGAGGAAAUCUUCGUCAACAUCGUGCUUCAAGGGCUCGGCCCAGAGUGGCGGCCCUGCAAGGCGCUUCUCCGACAGCAGGGGGUCAUCUCGGAGGCCGCCCUUUGCGCCGCCCUUCUCGUCGAACAGAGGGAUAUGGAUCAGCAGCGACCAGCGCCACGACGAGAACGAGAACGGCUCGCCUUCUACGCCGACAACACUGAAGAGCAAAAACCACGGCGCCUCUACUGCAAAAUCUGCAGAAAUUUCGGGCAUCUGGCGGAUCGAUGCAAGAACCGAUCCCGCCCUCGCCAGACCAAUCCGAGCACCUGGUCCGGCCGUCAAGAUGCACGAGGCGACGUGCGUCCAGCCCAGGGGUAUCAGCCCCCUCCCGCGCGCAAUCUGAACCCAGCGGUUCAGCAUCAGCAGCAGCAGCCGUCAUCGACUGCCCCAGUUCGCAAUGUCAUGAGCAACAUGACCAUGGCAGGCGAAUCGCGUCGUCGCCGCGUCCGCUCGCCUUCACCUGAGCCGGCACCUCACCCCAUUGGCGCAUUCACCAACAACAAUCCGUUCAGUCCGCGCCACGAUUUCACCGACGACGACGACCAAGACUGGAAUCUUCCAGUCCCACUGCUUGAAAGUCUCCAGUACGUACCUGAUAUGCGGGUGGCGCCACUCGAUUGGCUCUCGCGCGAGCAAUUUUUGAAGUUCGACACUCCGCACAUCGUCACGCCGCGACUGGCGCUGCUCGCCCGUGACGACAACAAGCGCUACAACACCUGGUACCUGGACAGCUGCUGCGGCCAGCAUAUGGUGGGCUCCGAGCGUUACAUAUCCAACGCCAUCCCCACUCCUACCGUCACUUAUGUCACUGUGGCGAACAACACGCACCUGCGCGCAAGCGCGCAAGGCAUCGUCGUGCUCAAAGCACGCGGGAGCCGCACGCAUAUCACGCUCAACGAUGUGCUGAUCGUCCAGAACCUGUGCUUCAACCUCCUGUCCGCCGCACAGCUCAUGGAUUGCGGCGUCGACCUCAGCACCGACCGCGCGACGCGAGAUAUCCUGCUGCACUAUGAGGCGCGCAACUUCCCCCGCAGGCAGAUCGGACGAGCACACUCCGAAAAUGGGGUGUACGUCCUGGACUUCGAUAUUCCCGACUGCAGCGGCGACUCGCACGAGCUCAUUGACCUCGUGCCACUGCGCUUUGAGCACAUCCACCGCAGGGAUUGGAAGCACCCUGACGGCAGGCCGUGGGUGCCACAUCAUCCCCACCCACGCGAAACGGCGCUUCACAACCCCAAUCCCGAUGGAAUCUGCAGGGAUUGUCACACGCCGACAACCUCAACGAGCGCGAUCGCAGGCCGCGGACUCGCCGCCAUCGCUGAAGCAGAGCACAACGCGCCGCCUGAGGAAGGCAUGUCGCAGCUCGAACUUGAAAUUGCUACCCACGGUGUUUUCGGCACGAAGGAACAUCCCCUCAUCGGUCCCCCCUCACAGCACCUGCAAGGCAUGCUGCGCGGAACAGGGGUCGGGACCUUCGAUGCACUUGGGGAGCCGCGCCCCUACACCUACGAGAAGUUCCUGGAGGACUACUCGACUCAGCGCGACCCGAAGAAGAAGCUUACCGUGGAGCAAGAAGAAGAACUGGCGCGCCGCGAAGCUGAGGUGCUUCGCCAGCAAAGCCUCGCGGAAGCACGCGGGACCUUCGUUUGCGCCGCCUGGGGAGCCGAGGAGGAAGCAAGCGCCUCCAAGAAGGGGGGUGGGGAAGCGCUGGAGGAUGGGGAACAAGCGACACCGGCGGAUGGGGAGACAACGCCGGAACCUGGGCCAACGCGAGCGGCGGAUGGGGCACCGCAUCUGGAGCCGGCAAUAGCGGCUGGGGCACUUCCCGCAAAGAACGAAGGGGGGAAGAGGAAGAAGCCGCGGAAACCGAAGCAGCACCUGCAGUCGUUCGCGAGGGCCUCUACCUGCAGGAGCUUCCGCAAGAGGCGAAAAUUCCAACUUCGCCCACAUUCCACCUUCACUGCGACAACCAGAGCGCGAUUCGCAUCGCGAACAAACCUGGUUUCGUCAACCGCACCAAGCACAUCGCGCUGCGGUACUUCUUCGUGA